AUUAUUCCAAAAAUAUCCUCCAAAUUCUUCUCCCCUUAUUUGCUAUUGUCUAUCUGUUUUCUGAAAGAUGACUCGUAACAUCAUUCAUCAUCUAAAAAUCUCAUCUCAUAAUAAUCAGAUCUAACAAAACAAACAAAAAAAAAAUGCUUCUAACUACGUCGUCGUUUCACUCCUAUCCUCCUUCUUCAUCGUCAUCCAUAGAUCUGCUGAUGUUGUAAUUCCAAAUACAUAUUCUUUUUCUUCAUAAUUGAUAAUUUUUCCUCAAUGGAUUUGGAUGAAUUUCGAUUGAUUUUAUCGGAAUCAAAAGUAUCUAUAUGGACGAUGAUUGACGCUGCGAUUUCCGUUGCUGCCGUUGACUUUAACGAUGAAUUGAAACAUCGCCGUGACGGAAUCGUUGAGAAGUUGUAUUCCACGCGGCGCCACCAGAGCGUCGACGACGACGUCGUUAAUGGUCAGCAGCAUAAUAACGGGGAGAGAGAUAUGGUGAUGAAUAAUAAUAAUAAUAAUAAUAGUAAGAGUCCUUUAUUAACACCAGAGUCAAAUCAUAGUAAUGAUGAUAAUAAGAAUAUUGAUGUUGAAGUAGAAGAAGAGGAAGAAGAUGUAGAUCCAUAUGGUGGAUUGUUUGAUGAUGAACAAACUCAAAUUCUUACUAUCAAAGAACAACUUGAAGAUCCACAACUAUCGGAUGAGGAUGUGGUUGACUUGCUUCAAAAUCUAGCUGAUAUGGAUAUUACAUUCCAAGCUCUCAAGGAAACUGAUAUCGGAAGGCAUGUGAAUCGACUGAGGAAGCAUCCAUCUAAUGAAGUUAGGAGAUUGGUGAAGAUGCUUGUGAGAAAAUGGAAAGAAACUGUUGAUGAUUGGGUUAAGUUAAACCAGCCUGAGCAACAUGGGUCUUCAAAUCUUAUUGCUGCUGAUGGAGAUUCGCCCCAACAGAGUGUACCGAAGAAUCAACAGAAUGGUCAUUCUCAGGUUCCUGACUUCGCAUACUCACCGAAUCCUCGAAAUGGGAGUUCGAGCUCGGACAGGAAUAAUUCAGAAUCGGAGUACAAGCCUAAACCAGUUCCCCAGCGGAACGUAACCCCUGCUAGACCACUGCAGUCUGCACCUAAACCUAUUUCUGCUCCUGCUCCAAGUAGACCUCCUCCAAAGGAAUCAGCCAUAGAUCUUGAAAGGUUGAAUUCAGCAAGAAGGCGGCUUCAGGAGAAUUACCAAGAAGCACAAAAUGCUAAAAAGCAAAGGACAAUACAGGUGAUGGAUAUUCAUGAGAUUCCAAAACCAAAGAACGGCUUCUUUGCCAAGAAUAAAGGCGGCUUUCAAGGCAGGCAUCAUCGUUGAUUUUGUCACAAGCCUGUUUGUGUGUGUACAAUAGUACUUGCUCUAUUAUUUGCACGCAUCUGAUCUGGUCUUAAAACACUCUGCAGCUUUGUGAUAACGGGAUUUUACCCAACUGGUUCAUCCCUGUUACUACGUUUUCUGUCCAAUCAAAAACCAUAAGCUUUUCUAUUUA
Lycium ferocissimum is the source of this 1507-nucleotide messenger RNA. RefSeq names its product probable mediator of RNA polymerase II transcription subunit 26c. Gene Ontology annotation, cellular component: nucleus. NCBI's taxonomy places the organism in Eukaryota, Viridiplantae, Streptophyta, Magnoliopsida, Solanales, Solanaceae. The record is from RefSeq and is a predicted model, not a curated record. The coding region runs from base 265 to 1335 and encodes 356 amino acids. The transcript is spliced from 9 exons.